UCCGCUCCAUCUCGCAGUCACGUGCGGUGAUGCGCUUGAGUGGCAGGAAGUGCCGCGAUGGGUCACGUGACGAGUCUUAUGUACACAGCGGCUCUGUGAUGAAGGAAUGUGUGUAGUGGGGAGGACCGCAUCUGCCUCAGGAAAUGAUGCAAGUAUCGACAAAAUUUUACCACUAACAUAAAGUAGAAUAUGUCACGAAAAACAAUCUCAGAAUCAGAAUGAAAGGUAAUGUUACGUCUCCUGAUGUAUCCAAUCCAGACAAUGUGCAAUAAGAAGAUGCUCGUGUACAAGUAGGAGGACUUUCCUGGAGGAUGGCUGCUCAUCGUGAUCUGAUGGAUGCCCUGAGCAGCUUUGACUACUCUUCAUGGAACACCUGUCUGGUUCUGAUGAUAGGAGGAUUUCUAUUCUAUUUGGCCAUUUUUGCAUUCAGUCAUCUUGUAUCUAUAGUGUUUUAUGCUACUUAUAGGUCACUCCCAGCCAAAGAGAAAGUAUUUUGGAAUCUUGCAGCUACACGGGCAGUCUUUGGAGUUCAGUGCAUUGUGGCUGGGUUAACCGCACUACUAUUUGACCCAGUUCUCCUUGCAGAUCAGAUCACUGGUCAGCAGGGGUGGGCUUUUUUUACCAUAAUAAUAGCAACUGGAUUUUUUCUAUUUGAAAACCUUGCUCUUCACACAUCUAAUUUUGUGUUCUGGUCUUUUGAUAUCUUUUUGGCUGUCCACCACUUUUUUGCUUUUAUAGGAUAUUUGGGUGCAGUGAUCUGCAGCACAGCGGGACAUUAUUUGCCAAUGGUUACACUAUUACUAGAGAUGAGUACUCCAUUCACCUGUAUUUCAUGGAUGCUGUUAAAGGCGGGUUGGUCACAAACGUUAUUUUGGAAGGUAAAUCAAUGGAUUAUGAUUCACAUGUUCCAUUGCCGCAUGGUCCUUACCUAUCACUUAUGGUGGGUAACUCUUUACAACUGGGAUCGCCUAGUAAGAUCUGUCACGGUGCUAUAUGUAGCCUUCUUCCUUGUUGGUUUGACUUUGAUUACUCUUAUACUGAACCCAUAUUGGACUUAUAAAAAGACCCAGCAGCUCCUCGCCCCAGUUGACUGGAACUUUGACUCCACAUCCAAAAAUUCUUCAUGGGAAGGAAAUGAUGGAAUUGGCAUUAAGAAAAAUGAAUAGUAUAUCUAUAUGAGGGCCACAGUUCUUGUGGAAGAAUUGUGAUGUGUUUUUAAAGGGGUACAAACUGUUCCAAACGCUGGAGCCGGGAGCUCAUGACGUCAUAGCCCCACCCCCUCAAUGCAAGUCUAUGGGAGGGGGCGUGACAGCCGUCACGCCCCUCCCAUAGACUUGCAUUGCGGGGGAGGGGCUAUGACAUCGCGAGCUGCCAGCUCCAACGUUCGGAACAGUUUGUUCUAAACGCUGAGCAGCGGAGUACCACUUUAAUGCAGAUUUAAAAUCCCUCUGCAGGUUGGAACAGGACUGUUACCAAAGAUCAAUCCUUCUGAGUUUACGUGCUUUUAUUUAAUAUUCAUUUAACGUAGACAUAGAAUUAUCUUAAUCUUUUGUUAAUAGAUUUAAUUACAAAACUAUUUCACCAGGAAUUGGGAAUUGUACUGCAUGGUCUGUACUCUGUAUAAUUUCUGCAGCUAGGUCCCAUUUCUUUUUCGUGUCUUCAUUGGGAAACAGCUUUCUUCAGGGCCCAUACUUAGCAUUUAUGGGGGUUUUUUAAUUUGAUUUUAGUCAUAUUGUAAUCGUAUUAUUUAAUACAAUAUGAGAAUAUGUUUUUUCCCACUUUGGUUUUUCCUGUUUGUGUUACAAGCAUCCCAAGUGUAAACUGAUCAAGUGUUGUCCUGCUUGUACGACUGCUGCCAAUAAGCUGUAAAUUCUAGGGGGACCACAAAUUAGCACACAAGUGAGUUUCUGUUCAAAAAAAUUGGACAACCCAUGUUGUGUACCGAAAUGCUAGAUACUCCAGAAUAUUAUUCCUGUUUUUUGUCUGGACAAAUGAGUGUAGCAGAGGUAAACUGCAUAAGGCUGGGUUCACACUACGAUUUGAACUACGGUUCCCGUAUACGGCUGGGAGGAGGGGUGGGCGGGGCUUAAUCGCGGCGCCCGCACUCAGCCGUAUAGGGAACCGUAGUUAAUGUAUGUCUGUGAGCCGACCGGAGUGAACCGCAGCCUCCGGUUGGCUGCUUUUUCGGCCGUAUGCGGUUUCCCAACCGCAGGCAAAAAACGUGUAAAAGGCCCAUACCUCAUUUGUUUUCUUUACAUACAACUAACACACUGGGAAAGCUUAUGUCAAAGUGUCCUUUUGGUAUUCUUUAAUUUAGAAUAUAUUUCCUAUACAGUGACAUAUGUUAAAUAUUAUUGAGGAAUACCCCGGACAGAAGCAAAAAUAAAAGGCAUGGGCAGACUGUUUUGAGUAUGUUGAUACUUUACAUACAUUUCUGCAACAAAUCUGCCAUGUGUAAAUUUACCUUCUAGUUGGCGCACUGUACAGUUCUGUCAUUGUUCUUAAUAACAAGUCAUAUGUUAUGAAUACUGAGUAUUUCUUGUGUUUAUAACUCUCUAUUUGAGGAAGGUAUUACUACAUUCCUAGUAUGUCAGAUGCCUACAAUCUAGUAGUAUUAAAGAUGUAUCCAAUGUGGAUAGACACAUUCUCUUCUUGAACUGUAUUAUAUCUUUUAAAGGAGUACUUACAUGCUCAACUUUUGGAAAAAACUGUUCUCAACGCUGGAGCCGGCGCCGGGAGCUCGUGAUGUCAUAGCCCCCUCCCAUAGACUUGCAUUGAGGGGGCGGGGCGUAAUGUCAUGAGGGGGCGGGGCUAUGACGUCACGAGUUCCUGGCUCCAGUGUAUGGAACAGUUUCAAAGGCUGACCAGUGGAGUACCACUUUAAUAACCACUCAGGACUGAAGAUGCAAUAAUAUUUAAAAAUGCUAAACUUUUUACAGAAACGGUAUUAAACAUAGUAUAGCCCCAUAAAUUUAGUGCUGUAGUUUGGCUUCCUCUUGAAGGAUUUGUUCUAUCCACAUAACCUAUGUUUAUUUGCCCUGUUAAGGCACAUGGUAGUCAUGGUUGGGAGGUUAGCACCUUUCUGUUGCAGAAUUUCUGCUGCAGGAAUUUUGAUGUAAAUUGGCUAUAAAUUCAUGCAGAAUUCCAUGCAAAAAUUCUGGCGUGUGAACAUAGCCUUACUGUGCCUGAGAGAGGGAUAGUGCUUUAAAGGGAAACUGACCGGCUGCUCACCCACACUAAACUCAAUAUACUGGGGUCAUAGUGGGAGAUUUAUCAAAAACCUGUCCAGAGGAAAAGUUGCCCAUAACAACCGAUCAGAUCUCUACUUUCAUUUUUUACAGGUCUCUUAAAAAAUGAAAGAAGCAAUCUGGUUGCCAUGAGCAACUGCACCACUGUCCCUCUGUACAGUUUUUUAUACAUUUUCCUCAUAGUGCCGAUGAAAAGCUUUAAAAACAUUGGUCACUUAGAUAAACAGCCAGAACUCUGAUACAACACCAAGGAAUAAUAAGCCAGUAUAUUGGGAUACGGGUCUAUUCACAUGUACAGUAUCCUGCGCAUAUUUGAUGUGUAACGAUUUGAAGUUGUCAUUUAUUUCACAUUGAAAUCUGCAGCAGCAAAUCUUGUGCAUCAAAUCCUGCGUUUCAAAUCUGUGCAGAAUACUGUACGUGUGACAACACCAUUGAUUUGAGCCAGAAUAAACCAACUAAUAGGUGUGUAAACUAACACUAGAUGCACUCUGAUAAAUAGAGAGGAGCAAAGUUACAGUGAUUUGAUUCGUCACAAACUUCUCGGCUCGGCAGUUGCUGACUUUAGCCUGCAUAAAUUAGUUCAGCUUUCGAAGCUCCGGUGGGCUGGAAAAGGUAGGGGAGAGUCUCCCACCGGAGCACCUGAAAGCUAAACUAAUUUAUGCAGGCUAAAGUCAGCAACUGCCGAGCUGCAAGGUUCGUGACAAAUGGAAUCACUGUAACUUUGCUUAUCUCUACUGAUAAAUAUGUAACAUUUUUAGUCCAAGUCAUUGUUUAAAAAUUGGAGAGUUUUUGAGUAAAUCUGACCUAUUAAAGGAGUUCUCCGCCCCUAGACAUCUUAUCCAGGGGGUCCCGCACUGGGGACAACUCUGCUGCGGCACCCCGCUGUUAUCACUGCACAGAGCAAGCUAUGUG
Hyla sarda is the source of this 4160-nucleotide messenger RNA. RefSeq names its product CLN8 transmembrane ER and ERGIC protein (gene CLN8). Gene Ontology annotation, cellular component: endoplasmic reticulum; membrane. The transcript is spliced from 4 exons. Lineage: Eukaryota; Metazoa; Chordata; Amphibia; Anura; Hylidae. The record is from RefSeq and is a predicted model, not a curated record. Bases 312 to 1166 code for a protein of 284 amino acids. Gene Ontology annotation, biological process: lipid homeostasis.